Larimichthys crocea (large yellow croaker) is the source of this 1041-nucleotide messenger RNA. Its product is annotated as CUB and sushi domain-containing protein 1. The transcript has 4 exons. The coding region runs from base 282 to 959 and encodes 225 amino acids. Lineage: Eukaryota; Metazoa; Chordata; Actinopteri; Sciaenidae. The record is from RefSeq and is a predicted model, not a curated record.
GACCUUUUACUGUCAUUGUUUUUUUGUGUGAGGUGACCCUUCAGAGAUUCUGUGUAAUAACGUUUGUUGGUGUCUGAACUGAGACGUGGUCUUCGCUCCUCGUGUCAUCGUGGAUCUUCUUCCUGCAGGCGUGUCAGACCUGCAGCUUGAGCCGUGCAGCAGAUUAACAGCACUCAGCUUAUUUCAGGUUCACAGCUCUGCAGGCUGAGCGCUCUGACAGCUUCACUGACGUCCUGACCAUGUUCCUCUGAUGUUCUGAUGUUCCUCGGCUCCAUCAGAAGAUGAACGCUGCGAGCCUGAACCUGCUGCUGCUGCUGGGAUGCCUCCACAGAGCCGCGUGUCAGCUUCCUGGAUGGAUCACAGAGGUGGAAGGUAGCGGUGAGACACAGUGGACCCCAGAACCGGACUUUUUCGACGACAUGUACUGGUCCGGCUCGGCGCCCCUUUGCUUCGGUGGCUGUAAGGCUCGGCACCAGGAGCUGAGGAGGGACCGCUGCGGAGACUCGAGCUGCUGCUGGCUCGGAUACAAGUCACUGUGCAGAGUGAAUUGUGGGCGGCCUGAUGUGGACUACAAUGGAGUGGUGUUUGGGAACGAUUGGUGGGUGGGCUCUGUGGUGAGGUACACCUGUCGCUCUGGCUUCAUGCUAGUGGGAAGUCCAACCAGAACCUGCCAGCCUGACGGGCUCUGGACCCCCAGACCGACCUGCCUUCGGAUGUGUCCACGAGGACGCAUCGAGAUCAGCGAGCGGGAGCUGGGCGGGUCGUGUAACUCCACCUGCACUCAGAAGAACUACACCGGGCCAAUCAAACGAGGCUGCAGCCGGAUCGACAACUGCAAGAAGAAGGAGAGCGGCUGGAAGCGCUUCUUCUCUCAGUGCGUGCCCUGCAUCUGUGACUGCGCUUUGUCGUGUCGAGAGUCGGUGUCCCACCCCGUCGCUAGGCAGAAACCGAGGACCUAAAACCUUCUUAGCUUCCUCCGUCAGCGUCCUCUUCACUCUCUUCUCCUCUGCCAUUAUGUCCAUAGAGGCUGCUGACUGCUGG